Messenger RNA from Lasiosphaeria miniovina, 1931 nucleotides. Its product is annotated as Zinc/iron permease. Gene Ontology annotation, biological process: zinc ion transmembrane transport. Gene Ontology annotation, cellular component: plasma membrane. Gene Ontology annotation, molecular function: zinc ion transmembrane transporter activity. The record is from RefSeq and is a predicted model, not a curated record. Lineage: Eukaryota; Fungi; Ascomycota; Sordariomycetes; Sordariales; Lasiosphaeriaceae. Bases 282 to 1610 code for a protein of 442 amino acids. The transcript is spliced from 5 exons.
AGUCUGCUUCUUAAUUCGUGUCUUAGCCCUCGCUUUUCAUCGCCCCUUUCUUCCAAUCCUUCCCCUUUUCGGUUUUCUUUUCUUCUCUUAUUUUUCUUUCCGGCCUAGGGAUUGACGCCCUUUGCUCGAUUUUACCCCUUUCCUUUGGAGGAGCCGCCGGGCGGCUCCGCACUUAGCACAUUCACUCACUUGUCUUCUACAACGUCUCUCUCCAGGCGAGACGGGACUGAAUCAACAAUAGUUCUGGGCCUCAGGCCUCCAAGGGGAGAAACCGCGUUGGAAUGGCUUCUAUGGGUGACGCAAAACCGCUUUGCGGAGGAGGCGACGGCGAGGAAAUCGGCGAAUAUGAUCUUGGCAUCCACGUCUUGGGACUGUUUUUGGUCUUGAUAUUUUCAAUCUUUGGUGCCGGCUUCCCCGUCGUCGCGAAGAAGGUUAAAUGGAUCAAGGUGCCGACCAGAGUGUUCUUUAUUUGCAAACACUUCGGCACGGGCGUCCUAAUCGCUACCGCUUUCGUGCAUCUCCUCCCCACAGCUUUUGGAAAUCUCAUGGAUCCGUGCCUCCCGGACCUGUUCACCAAGCAGUAUCCAGCAAUGCCUGGAGUUAUUAUGAUGGGUUCGAUGUUUUGUCUCUUUGUCGUUGAGAUGUGGUUGAACGGAAAGACAGGUGGCCAUUCCCACGGCGGACCCAUGGGAUUUGAGGGUCAUACCCACCCAGCAGGAGGACAGGCUCCUCUUGCUGGCGCAGGAAACAUGGACGCGCGCCCGCAGAGACCCCCCCGAUACUCCAGUGACAUCGACUUUGAGAUUGAAGACAUGGAGUACGAGAAAAAGGUAGCGCAGAUGAAUUACGACGAAAAAAGGACAUACCGGAAUGAGGAUCCGUUUGCUGACGCCAAUGAAACCGCUCUCAAGUCUGAGAUGCCACCGUGGUUCGUGGUCUUUUACGAGCAAUACGUCCGCCAGCGCCUCCAGCUGGUGAAGAUGAUCAAGGAAGCUGCCCCGCCGCAGCAGCCGCAGAACACCAUGGAAGCCCAACGCCAAUCCAUCGUCGCCCAGGCGCCGCCGGCCUUCAAUUCGCCCUACAUUGACGUUGAGACGGGCCAGGCGGUCGACCCCCUGGUCUUCAAGAAGAUGUCGAUGAACAUCACCCUACUCGAGGGAGGCAUCCUGUUCCACUCCGUCUUCGUGGGCAUGACCAUCAGCAUCACCAUCGACGGCUUCAUCAUCCUACUCGUCGCCAUCCUGUUCCACCAAAUGUUCGAGGGCCUGGGUCUCGGCUCCCGCAUCGCCGCCGUCCCGUACCCCCGCGGCAGCAUUCGCCCGUGGGUCUUGGUGGUGGCUUUCGGUACCACGGCCCCCAUCGGACAGGCCAUCGGGCUUUUGGCCAAGAACUCGUACGACCCAAACAGCGCCUUUGGGCUGAUCAUUGUCGGCGUCUUCAAUGCCAUCUCGUCUGGUCUCCUUCUCUAUGCCGCCCUCGUCGAUCUGUUGGCCGAGGACUUCCUUUCCGAGGAAGCACAGCGGACUUUGAAGAAAAACGACAAGGUCUUGGCAUUCAGCUUUGUCCUACUAGGAGCCGCCGCCAUGUCGGUCGUCGGCGCCUUUGCAUAAUGGGCUUGCUCGCAAUGCGGAGAGCGACAAAAACGCAAAAGAAGAGCCAAACGCCGCCCGGCUCGGACCGGGACCUGGUCUCUACCGGCAUGACGCCGGAAUUCUCUUGCGGGAAAACGUUCUGUAUCGCUGGUAUAACACGCCAAACAACGCGAAGCGUUAUCGACUAAUGGAAAGAAGAAAAAACGGUAAUAGAAGGGAGGAGGGAUGAAAAGGAGUUAGAGCAAGGUAUUGAUCGCAGCAAGCCCCUCCUCGACGGCCAUAGCAGCGGGGCUCUCCAGCCCAUUUAAUGGCCACAGCAACAGGUUUGCCAAAUGAUUA